Molecule: messenger RNA, 3316 nt
Organism: Passer domesticus (house sparrow)
Lineage: Eukaryota; Metazoa; Chordata; Aves; Passeriformes; Passeridae
Gene: TPX2
Product: TPX2 microtubule nucleation factor
Exons: 18
Coding region: 197-2494 (765 amino acids)
Biological process (GO): regulation of mitotic spindle organization; activation of protein kinase activity
Cellular component (GO): microtubule; spindle
Source: RefSeq, a predicted model, not a curated record
CCGCGCUGCUCGGGGUCUGCUUAUCCGGGUCCUCAGGCGGCGCAGCCAAUCAGCGCGCCUCAAAGGGCGUGCGCCGGGCGCUGAUUGGUGGGUUCGGACUGCCGAGCCCAGUUUGAAAUCCGUUAACGGCGGCGGCGGCGCUGCUGAGGGCUGUAGCAGUGCAGACAGGACUCCUGGGGACAGUGUGACUGUGAAGAUGUCUAAGCCAGAAUCCCGUUAUUCUUUUGAUGUCCCAAACAUCUGCAUCGAUUUUGCUACUCUGAACGAGGAUGAUGUGCACAAUGCAGACUCCUGGUUUGAUGAAAAAGCCAAUCUGGAGAAUGUCCCUCCUGCAGAAAAUCUGGCAAACGUCUCUCAGUGCAGCCCUGCUUUUUCAAAGCCUGAUGUUAUUCUGUCUUCUGUCCCUUCACAGGAAGUAGCAAUGAGUGGAAGUGAUGGUGAAGCAGAAUGUGCCCAGGGCAACACGGUCCCUCAGAAUAUCGUUGGGUCCCUGGCAACCUGGAGAGCUGCUGCCCCUGCAGAGGCCCCUCAGAGACCAGGCAGGAGACUUGCUGCAAAGCAGGGGAAGACCCAGCAGCGCAAGCAGCCAGGCAGAAUCAAAGCAGAGAGAAUUGCUAAUGCCCUGGAUAAUAAGGAAGAUGUUCCACCCUUGAAGAAAAUGAGACUCCUUAGAGUACCAGAGAAAGCUGGAUGGCCUGUACCUAGGCCUGGGGUGAGUUCUGGUAGCAGAGAGAAGGCAAGAGAAGUAUCCACAAAGAAAGAGCCCCUGCAGGAUCCUGACCUCUCUCCAGGGAGAGGGAAAAGCAAACAGACCAUGCCCUCCACGCCAACAAUGUUGAAGAGGACCAAAGCUUCUAGCAAGCCAAAGAGUACAGAGGAGCAGGAGCUGGAAAAGAUGCAGCAGCUGCAGCAGGAGGUUAUGGAGCUGCGGAAGAAGAACGAGGAGUCUCUGAAAGCAGCUAUUGCUGGAGCAGGACAACCCACAAAGAAACCUGUUGGUCAAGUAACAAAGCCAAUUAAUUUCCACUUCUGCACGGAGGAUAGGAUUAAGCAGAAUGCAGAAAGCCAGCCUGGGAACGAGUACAAGGAGCUGAAUUUUGCAGCAGUCCUGAGGAAGCAUCCCCCUUCUCCGAUGCGAAUGCCAAAGGGACACACUGUCCCCAAACCUUUCAAUCUGUCCCAGGGAAACAAAAGAAAACUUGAAGAAGCCACAACAGAAUAUGUGUCCUUUGCUGAGCAGGUAGAAGCAUUCCAAAAACGCACACCCCCUCGUUACCACUUGAGGAGCAGGAAAUCUGAGGAAGGCUCAGUUUCAAAAAAGCCAGUGAAGGCUCGGCCCACAAACCCCAAAACACCAGUGCUGAGAACAAAGCAGCGCUUGAGACCUGUCACCUGCAAAACUGCUGCAGAGUUAGAAGCAGAGGAAGUAGAGAAAAUUCAACAGUACAAAUUCAAAGCACGAGAAGUCAAUCACAAAAUCUUUGAGGGUGGGCCACUCCUGCCCAAGAAACCCCCUCUGAAGAAGCUCACCCAACCCAUUGGCUUUCAGCUGGAAAUAGAAAAAAGGAUUCAGGAGCGUGAGAAUAAGAAGCAGCAGGAGGAAGAGCGCUUCGAAUUCCAUUCCAGGCCAUGUCCCACAAAAAUCCUGGAGGAUGUUGUGGGUGUUCCAGAGAAGAAAGCACUUCCUGUUACUGUCCCCAAGUCUCCAGCCUUUACCUUGAGAAGCAGGACCCAUGUGACUGGCAGAGAGGAGGAAAAGGAAAAAGAGGAGGUGGCUGUGAUCAAAGCUAAUCCUAUGCCACAUUAUGGAGUGCCCUUCAAACCCAAAAUGCCAGAGCAGAGGCACGUGGAAGUUUGCCCCUUCUCUUUCGAUGCCCGGGACAGAGAGAGACAAAUACAAAAAGAGAAAAGAAUAGAAGAACUACAGAAGGAAGAGGUGCCAAAGUUCAAAGCGCUGCCUCUGCCUUACUUUGACGAAGUUAAACUGCCAGAAAAGAAGGUCAAAAACCUAACUCAGCCUGAACCAUUCCAUCUGCAGGUGGAUGAGCGGGGAGCUGCCAAGCUCCAGAGCUGGAAACAGCAGCUUGAAGAAGACUUGAAAAGGCAGAAGGAGGCAGCAUGUUUUAAAGCUCGUCCCAACACAGUGACACACCAGGAGCCUUUUGUGCCCAAAAAGGAACAUAGGUUACUAUCAGAGAGCCUUUCUGGUUCUGUAGUUCCUGAAAGCUUUGAGCUGGCAACAGAAAGAAGAGCAAAAGAACGGCAAGAAUUUGAAAAGCGAUUGGCAGAAGCAGAAGCCUUAAGGGAGAGGCAUGAGGAGCAGAUCAGGCAGGAACAAGAGGACCGUGAAAAGGAAGAAGUUGCUAAGCUAAGACAAGAAAUGGUUCACAAGGCAAACCCAAUACGCAAAUACCGCAGCCUGGAAGUGAAGUCCAGUCACCAACCACUGACUGUGCCAAAGUCUCCCAACUUCUCAGACAGAUUCCGAUGCUGAUGAACAUCCACGUGACAGCUGCUGGGAGAUCCCAUCCCUCUCCACUCCCUUGGUAGGAGAGAGGGAGCAAUUGUUUUCCCAUGACUGCUCAGUCUGAACUCCUAUGCUUGGUUUCAUUGUUGUACUGAGUAGUUAAACUCCACCUGAGCCCAUGGCAUUUCAGCAGUGCCUCCUGGCCUUGCUGUGUAUCCAGACCCCAUCUUCUCUAGAGACUAAACCAAGUUUUGAUAUUGCAUACAGAUAUUGUGUACCUACUUAAAUAAAAAUUCCUAACCUGCUCGCUGUCUCUGGCUAGUGGGCUGAAGCCCUUUCCUGCAGAAGAGGUUUUGAUAAAGACUGGCCACACAGAUGUGUGCAUCUGGCAGAGCUGUCUUGUGUUUUUACACUAAGUGCUAUUUUCAAAUGUCUGUUUUUUAGCAUUUUAGUCUACAUUUAGCUUGACUUGUGUUAAGUGAGGUUCCUUCAAGCCAGUGUAACACGGGUCUGGCCUUCCUUGUUGCUGUUUAGAUGACCACAAAUAUAAAUCUUGCCCACACUUAAAAGUAGUUCUUUGUGUAUAUUAGAGUAUUAAACCUUCUUGUUGUUUUAUACCUGAAGUCCUGUUUGGGGAACCAUUUCUCUGGCAAGUGACUUGCUGUGAGCUGCUGCCCCAGCUUCUGCCAGUGCAGGUCUCUUGGCUACAGAGCCAUCAGCAUCUCUGGCUAGUUUGGGCAGCAAGCAGAGCUAAACAUAGCUCAAGUCCUCAAAUGUGCUGGAGGACAAAACUGCUGGCAUUAUGAAGAGUGGACACAUCUAGAUUAAAGUUUUAACAAUUAUUUCUUA